Chelonoidis abingdonii (Abingdon island giant tortoise) is the source of this 709-nucleotide messenger RNA. RefSeq lists its product as uncharacterized. The record is from RefSeq and is a predicted model, not a curated record. Gene Ontology annotation, molecular function: calcium ion binding; calcium channel regulator activity. NCBI's taxonomy places the organism in Eukaryota, Metazoa, Chordata, Testudines, Testudinidae. Gene Ontology annotation, cellular component: cytoplasm.
AGCCCGGACGCCUGGGUUGUCUCCCCUGCAGGACCGCACUGGGUCCCUGAGUGUGUCUCUUUAUUCCAGCACCGGCAGCUUGGAGCCGAUGAAAUCGAAGAGCUACGCGAGGCCUUCGCAGAGUUCGACAGGGACAAGGACGGGCUGAUCGGCUGCAAGGACCUGGGCCAGCUGAUGCGCAGCAUGGGCUACAUGCCCACCGAGAUGGAGCUCCUCGAGCUCUCGCAGCAAAUCACCAUGAACUUGGGGGGGCGGGUGGAUUUUGAAGACUUCGUGGAGCUGAUGACACCCAAGCUGCUAGCCGAGACGGCCGGGAUGAUCGGGCUGCAGGAGAUGAGGGACGCUUUCAAGGAGGGCGGGCAGCGAACCCAGAGUCUGACGCCCGCCCUCGCAGUUUUGACGCCAAACGGGGACGGGGAGAUACGCUGGGACGAGGCCUGCAGCUGGGCCAUGCAGCGCCAUGGCGAGCGACUCCCCCCCGCGAGAAUCAGCGACGUGGCAGGAGGCCGACAUCAAACAGGGGAUGGGACCGUCGACUGUCGAGGAGUUGUGAAGAUGAUGUUCAACGCUGAGAGGGGCUGAGCCGCCCUCCCCCGAGAUCAAAGACUGACCUUGGACAGGGGGUUGAGCCCGAAGCUGUCAAGUACACCACGACUGACCCAAACUGCAAGCCUCCAGCUCCCCUCACGCUCCCUGCCAGCUACCCCCC